AUGACGACCCCCACAUCACAAAAUGGUCGCGUUCAAGCACAGAGAUCUGUAUCUGAGCGGAUACUUAAGGGUGCUAUUGCUGACACUGAAGAUGCAUGGAUUGACUUGGUGCAAGGCGCACGUGAGCAGAGACCUGAUGUAACCAGAGUUGGUUCGUGUUGUCUGGUUGGGCUUAUAUGGAAUGGGAUGUUGUAUGUUGGUAAUCUGGGUGAUUCUAGAGCAGUUAUAGGGAGGCUGACAGGUAAUGGUAACAAAGUUAUUGCUGAUGGGAUUACCGAAGAUCAUAAUGCCAACUUGGAUGAGGUCAGAGAAGAACUCAAAAAACAGAAUAAAGAUGACCCGGAUAUUGUUGUUAAAGUAAAUGGAGUGUGGCGUGUUAAAGGGCUAAUUCAGAUUUCCAGAAGUAUAGGAGACCUUCACUUGAAGAUGCAAGAAUUUGUUAAUGCUAACCAACCAAUGCAUAUGAUACGACCCGCUUUGAGUGAUGAACCAUUCUUAACGACAAGAAUUUUAGGACGUGAAAUGAGGUUUGUCGUGUUUGCCUCAGAUGGACUAUGGGAAAACAUGACUAGUAAGGAGGCAGUUGACAUUGUUAACAGACAUCCCAGAGCAGGGAUUGCAAAAACACUGGUUGCAGGAAUCCAGAAAGUGACAGCUAUGAUGAUAUCACGUACCGUAGCUGUGCUUUUCCUUGACAAUGGGAUACCAAGAGCUGACCUGGAGCGAGAAGUUUCUGUAAAAGGGAUGGUGAAUGAGAGCACACCAUCCGAGCUCAGGGACAUUUUCUGA
Molecule: messenger RNA, 789 nt
Organism: Erigeron canadensis
Lineage: Eukaryota; Viridiplantae; Streptophyta; Magnoliopsida; Asterales; Asteraceae
Product: probable protein phosphatase 2C 43
Exons: 4
Coding region: 1-789 (262 amino acids)
Biological process (GO): protein dephosphorylation
Molecular function (GO): protein serine/threonine phosphatase activity
Source: RefSeq, a predicted model, not a curated record